This is a messenger RNA of Larimichthys crocea (large yellow croaker), 2657 nucleotides long. RefSeq names its product golgi transport 1Ba (gene golt1ba). Bases 185 to 571 code for a protein of 128 amino acids. Gene Ontology annotation, cellular component: membrane; endoplasmic reticulum. The transcript is spliced from 6 exons. Gene Ontology annotation, biological process: endoplasmic reticulum to Golgi vesicle-mediated transport; retrograde transport, endosome to Golgi. The record is from RefSeq and is a predicted model, not a curated record. NCBI's taxonomy places the organism in Eukaryota, Metazoa, Chordata, Actinopteri, Sciaenidae.
CCACGUUGAAUACGACACGGCGCUGUUCCGGAAGAUGACAGCGCAAGAAGGUGUGUUUCCGGAAGACGUGGCUGUUGCUGCAGUGGCAGCUGUCAUCAGAGUCUCCACACAGGACUUCUUCCACUGCUUCUUCUCUCAGAUUUACUGUUUCUAGUUCAUCUUCGCUCGGUCGUUCGGCGUCAAGAUGAUUUCCCUGACGGACUCCCAAAAGAUCGGAAUGGGAUUGACAGGCUUCGGCGUGUUCUUCCUCUUCUUCGGAAUGAUCCUGUUCUUUGACAAAGCUCUCCUGGCUAUUGGAAACAUCCUGUUUGUUGCUGGACUCGCCUUCGUCAUUGGGCUGGAGAGGACCUUCCGCUUCUUCUUCCAGAAGCACAAGAUGAAGGCCACCAGUUUCUUCCUUGGAGGUGUGUUUGUGGUGCUGAUUGGCUGGCCCAUCAUCGGAGUCGUGCUGGAGAUCUACGGCUUUUUCCUCUUGUUCAGGGGUUUCUUCCCAGUCGUCGUUGGCUUUAUCAGAAGAAUACCUGUCCUCGGCUCCAUCCUCAACCUGCCCUUCAUCAGUGCACCUUCGUAAGGCUCUGAGGACAAUCAGCAGUCGUGUACGUGGACAAAGUGGGCGAGAGCAACACCAUGGUAUAACAGUGACUUUUUGUACCCAGAGAAGGCUGUUUGACUACAGCAGGUUUUAUAACAACACAUUGUCCCAUCGGGCUGAUCAGCAGUUAAGGUUAUACAUUCAGAUCCCUCCCCCCUCCAGCAGGCAAAGACUGCUUUCUGUCUGUCUAUAAUUUCACUGGUCAGUGCUACCAAUCAAAGGUUCAUCAGAGCGUUGCCCCACCAGUCUGUUACUAAAGGGUGGAGUUACUAAGGUCACUACAAUAAAUAUUUCAAAUGCUAUUGAUCCCAUCGCUGUUGAGUGCAUCUGGCAUGAAAAUGGAGGAUGGAAGACUCCCUUAAAGCAGCAUUGACUCUGUCUGCGUGACUUUCUCCCUCUGUGGAACAGACAGACAAAAGUACCAACUGUCAACGAGGAUGAGAAGUGGACUGACAGCUUGCCAUAUUUCCACAUUUCUGUGCCUGUGCUUUAACUUUAUUUGGACGAAAGCUUUAAAGUCCACUUUUUGUCUCUUUGCAGUUUCUGUGUUUCUCUUCGUCUUGCAACUGUUUGGAUACCAAGUGUGGCUAUUGUAAUAUUCCUUUUGUUCCAUGUGAUUUCUUUUUACGGUUGGCUAAUGAGUAAUUCAGUAAAUUAUUUUUAAAAAGAUCAGUGCUUCACUUGUAAAGUGAGGUGCUAUGGGAUCAUACUACCAUAAUAUUAUUGUUUCUACUACUAUUGGAGUCUGAUCAUGCCAGGAAGUGGCAGGCUUCAACACCUAAAUCACUAGAACGCAGGGGUGGUGAAGUUCAUGCAGGUGGUGCUGGAAGCUUGAUUAUUUAGUGUCUACUCACAAGACUAGCUAGCAAAUCCACUGUAGCUGGUGAGCUAACGCGCUAGCCAGCCAGAAACAUGCUGGUGCAAGUUUGUCACAAAAGUUCUCCAAGCUAACUGUCAGUAAAAAGCUAGUUAGCUCAGCCAUUAACUGGAAAAUACUGUAGGUUUGUUUCCAUAUCUCCACACCAUAAACACUUUGCACUCCAGCACAGCAGCAUUAAAUGACACAGCUAACAGGCUAUGAUAGCUUCCUCUGAUUUGGACUGUCCAGCUCCCCGUGUCCCCUCAGACGUCAGCUUUGUUAAGCCGCUCGCUGCCGUGUAAAAGUUGACCAAAGUUGAACUUUUCAAAUACUGGCGUGACCAGGUCUACCUUGCUGUUUUCCAAAGUAUAUAAUGAUUUUUUUUGGACUUCCUAUCUUCCUAUCUGAGCAGCUGCUUAGAGCUCGCGUGUCACAGUUACGUGGUUAAGUAGCAAGAUGCAACAAAAUGUUUCUCAUAAAGGAAGUUACACAUAACGAGGAUAUGUGUUCAUCGGAAUGGAUUACAUGAGAAGGAAGGUUUCUCUGGAGGUUGAUUUACAUAGCACACUGAAAUGAAGUGAAACCAGGGGCUGCCAGGAAGGUAGAACAUUAGUCUAAGAAUGUGUAGUAUACUUUGGAAAAUGCUCAGUGCUGUAAGGGUCUUCAAGCCAAAACUGCAAAACUAAGACCCAAGUUGUCAUAAACUUAGUCUAUACCGGACUAAAACAUGCAGAACACUGGUAUGGUCAGAAAAUCAGUUAUUUCAACAGCCAAUAAAGUGUUUGUGUUAACAAAUUAACUCUUUUCAAACCAUAGAACUUUACUCCACUCUACCCUGCAAACCCCUUCAGACUCUAAACUGUGAAGCUGUUGCAGCUUUACAUGUUUGUGGAUGUGCACACAGUUUUAUCAGAUCAUACCAACACAGAGAAUCUCUCUCCUCAUUCGUUUGUUCAUCCAGUGUCCUUGAACUCUUUGAGUUUUUAAAUGUUCUAGUUGUCCUGUUUUCUUCUUUCUUCUUUUUUUUUUUUGAUAAAUAAAAGACAGACACUUAUUCCUGAUGCAACUACAACCCAGGACAUGAAUUCUUCACCUGUGGGUCUUUUUGUUCAGAGCAUCCAGAAACCUGAAGUUACCUGUGAAAUGACAAUGUUUUCUUGUAUGGCACUUUUGUAAAUAUACUAUGGAAGUCAGCUUUGUAUCUGC